AUGUUGGCUAUUCUCAGCAUUAUGUCGGACCGAAAUACAGAGAGAACCACCACAAGAUUCCUGUGUUUUGUGGUGGCCAAACUGCCGAGCCAAAUGUUGGUAGCUCUGGUAUCCUUCUCAUGCGUUGGUCCAUCUCGCUUUUACGAUCGUUUUUCCGCCGGUUUUCCAGUUUGCAGGUGCUUGGAAGGUGGUUUGGAUGUCGAUUCAAGGGUGAUGGGAUUGGUAGACACCGAGGAUGAGGAAUUGAUCAAGGUUGCCUAUGACAUAAAAGAAGGAAAGGGCCCGGAUGAAAGUCUAUUCUAUUUAUAUAGAUGCAGCAGCGAAAAGGAAUACUGUAUCGAACAUAAAUAUAUAUAA
Cylindrotheca closterium is the source of this 357-nucleotide messenger RNA. Lineage: Eukaryota; Bacillariophyta; Bacillariophyceae; Bacillariales; Bacillariaceae. The record is from the annotation of a GenBank genome assembly.